AUGCAUUCGACGGUGCAGCAUGGUGGAAACAAGAGUGGGAAGUCAAAUGUAUGGGCUAACAAUAAUCUGGCGAAGACGGUGGCAGCUUUAGAUGAGUUCAAGUAUGGUUUCCCGUCAAACGGUUUAACGACUGUGUCAAACAAAUGGUGGGGAAGGCCUGGGAAAGGCGGGCACGAUGAUGGUGGAGGAGAGACUACUGAAGAUGGAGAUGCCAAGGACGAAGCAGCUCCUGAGAAGCAAAAUUCUUUGGUAGCUAUUCGGAAAAGAAUAGCAGAAGAAGGAAGAGCAGCUGUUGAACUUGGUCUGCGUCAAGGGUUUGGUUCAAAAAGACCAGACAAGAGAGAUCAAGAUCUUCUGUCUCAGAUCUUCAAGUCUUGA
Molecule: messenger RNA, 378 nt
Organism: Microthlaspi erraticum
Lineage: Eukaryota; Viridiplantae; Streptophyta; Magnoliopsida; Brassicales; Brassicaceae
Source: the annotation of a GenBank genome assembly